AUGCCUCUCGUGCCCCGCUGUCUACGACUGUCAACCACAUCAUCUAUCCCACUAAGAAGAUAUCACGACUACUUAAAAGUCGCUACACCCGACGGGAGGUACGCGAGAGUGCCGCUCUCGAAUCCAAAAGUUAUUGGAGCGUAUUCUAUUAGGGGCACACGGUCGCACCAGGAAGACGCCUAUGCGGCAUACGCGAUCCACGUACCGCCGGACGAGAUACGGUCGAGCCUGGAGAAGAACUAUGGGAUGGUGUGGGAUCCUGGCACUCUUCCCUUAGUCAAGGACGGACAGUUGCUCUGGGUUGGGAUAUACGACGGUCACGGCGGCGCCCUCGUCUCCCGCUACCUACAACACCACCUACACGAGAUAUUCGAGUCCGUCCAACCCAGCGACAUCGAGCCCGCCGUCCAAUGGCUCAAGUCGCAAGGCGGAUACUUCCGACGCUGGCGAGGCGGCCUCCUCCAGCCGUACGUUGCCAACCCCUCCCACACCCCUCCCCUGCGACUCGAACAACGUGCCGAGUUAGCGUUUAUCGAAGCUGACCGCAGCCUCGCCCCUAAUGCUGUCAAUUGCGGGAGCACGGUUAGCGUGGCAUUGCUCAGGAGUGAGAAGCCUGUUGGGGCGCCGUUUUGGGAUGCUGAGGAACUGGAGUUGACGGUUGCUCACUGUGGAGACACAAGAGUGCUCCUAGCUUCUACAGAAGGGGGGAAAGUCACGCCUAUGACGGAACAUCAUCAUGCUGAGAUGCCGCGGGAGAGUGCGAGGCUCUUGAGGAUGGGGAGCGGGCUGGUUACGGACUCGUUUGGGGAGGCGAGGUGGAUGGGGGCGUUGGCUAAUACUAGGGGGCUAGGAGACGGCAGGUACAAGCCCUUCGGCGUCACCCCAGAACCAGAUAUGAAGCACCUGCAUCUACACGGCCCCUCCUGGUCCCACCUCGUGCUCGUCUCCGACGGCGUAGGCUCCAUAGCCUCAGACCAAGAGAUAGUGGACCUCGCGCGCUCAGCGCUCGACCCCUCCGCCGCUGCGCGCGCCAUUGUAGGGUAUGUCGAGGACCUGGGGGGGGAGGACAAUGCUACUGCUGUGGUUGUACCACUCCCGGGGUGGGGCAGGGUUAGGGGUGAGGAUAUGACAAGGGAAUUGAGGAGGUAUAGGAGGGAGGAAGCGAUUGGGAGUGAGAGGCAGAGGAGGAUGUAG
Messenger RNA from Dacryopinax primogenitus, 1194 nucleotides. Its product is annotated as protein serine/threonine phosphatase 2C. The transcript is spliced from 8 exons. Gene Ontology annotation, biological process: protein dephosphorylation. The record is from RefSeq and is a predicted model, not a curated record. NCBI's taxonomy places the organism in Eukaryota, Fungi, Basidiomycota, Dacrymycetes, Dacrymycetales, Dacrymycetaceae. Gene Ontology annotation, molecular function: protein serine/threonine phosphatase activity. Bases 1 to 1194 code for a protein of 397 amino acids.